Molecule: messenger RNA, 4219 nt
Organism: Urocitellus parryii (Arctic ground squirrel)
Lineage: Eukaryota; Metazoa; Chordata; Mammalia; Rodentia; Sciuridae
Gene: Atn1
Product: atrophin 1
Cellular component (GO): nucleus
Molecular function (GO): transcription corepressor activity
Source: RefSeq, a predicted model, not a curated record
GCGGGGGAUCGGCCGCCACCGCCCCCCGAAGGCGCUGGAGCCCGGACUCCCGCUCGGAGCCAGCCAGCUGUCCCGAGCUACAAGCAGGUUUUGCUGAAAACAGAUCCGUUCCAGGUGACUACACCUGCUUCCCAGGCCACGGCUGUGGGGAGCUUGAGGCAGAGCAGAGAAGUUUCUGUAUUCAGCUGCCCAGGCAGAGGAGAAUGGGGUCUCCACAGCCUGAAGAAUGAAGACACGACAGAAUAAAGACUCAAUGUCAAUGAGGAGUGGACGGAAGAAAGAGGCCCCUGGGCCCCGAGAAGAACUGAGAUCAAGGGGCCGGGCCUCCCCUGGAGGAGUCAGCACAUCCAGCAGUGAUGGCAAAGCUGAGAAGUCCAGGCAGACAGCCAAGAAGGCCCGGGUAGAGGAAGCUUCCACACCAAAAGUCACGAAGCAGGGCCGGAGUGAGGAGAUCUCAGAGAGUGAAAGUGAGGAGACGAAUGCACCAAAAAAGACCAAAACGGAGCAGGAGCUCCCUCGGCCACAGUCUCCCUCAGAUCUGGAUAGCUUGGAUGGGCGGAGCCUCAACGAUGAUGGCAGCAGUGACCCUAGGGAUAUAGACCAGGAUAACCGAAGCACAUCCCCCAGCAUCUACAGCCCUGGGAGUGUGGAGAAUGACUCCGAUUCAUCUUCUGGCUUGUCCCAGGGCCCAGCCCGCCCCUACCAUCCACCUCCACUCUUUCCUCCCUCCCCUCCACAACCAGACAGCACCCCCCGACAGCCAGAUCCUGGCUUUGAACCCCAUUCCUCUGUGACACCAACUGGRUAUCAUGCUCCCAUGGAGCCCCCCACUUCCCRRAUGUUCCAGGCUCCUCCUGGGGCCCCUCCCCCUCAUCCUCAGCUCUAUCCUGGGGGAGCUGGUGGAGUUUUAUCCGGACCCCCAAURGGUCCCAAAGGAGGAGGGGCUGCCUCUUCAGUGGGGGCCUCUAGCGGGGGUAAGCAGCACCCCCCACCCACAACCCCCAUUUCAAUAUCAAGCUCUGGAGCUAGUGGUGCUCCCCCAACAAAGCCACCUAAUACUCCAGUGGGUGGUGGAAAUCUAACCUCUGCUCCACCACCAGCCACUUUCCCUCAUGUGACACCAAAACUGCCUCCUCCACCACCUGCCCUGAGACCCCUCAACAACGCUUCAGCCUCUCCUCCUGGCCYAGGGGCCCAGCCACUCCCUGSACAUCUUCYCUSWSSUCAKGSCAUGGGUCAGGGCAUGGGUGGACUUCCUCCAGGCCCAGAAAAGGGCCCAACUCUGGCUCCCUCACCCCACCCUCUGCCUCCUGCUUYCUCCUCUUCUGCUCCAGCUCCCCCAAUGAGGUAUCCUUAUUCAUCCUCUAGCAGUAGCUCUGUGGCAGCCUCUUCUUCCACUUCUUCCUCCUCUUCCUCUGCUUCCCAGUACCCAGCUUCCCAGGCAUUGCCCAGUUAUCCCCACUCCUUCCCUCCCCCAACAAGUCUCUCUGUCUCCAAUCAGUCAUCCAAGUAUACUCAGCCUCCCCUCCCAUCCCAGGCUGUGUGGAGCCAGGGUCCCCCUCCACCUCCUCCCUAUGGUCGACUCUUGGCCAAUAGCAAUGCUCAUCCAAGCCCCUUCCCUACUUCUGGGGGCCAAUCCACUGCACCACCAGCUCCAACACAUCACCAUCACCACCACCAGCAGCAGCAGCAUGGAAGCUCUGGGCCCCCUCCACCUGGAGCAUAUCCCCACACCCUGGAGAGCAGUGGCUCCCACCAUGCACACCCUUACACCAUGUCUCCCUCCCUGGGGUCUCUGAGACCCUACCGGUCAGGGACAACACACCUGCCCCCACCUCACAGCCAGGUGUCCUACAGCCAAGGGCCCAAUGGCCCCCUAGUCUCCUCUUCCAACCCUUCCUCUUCUUCUCAAGGCACCUACCCAUGUUCGCAUCCUUCCCCUUCUCAGGGACCCCAAGGGGCAUCCUGCCCCUUCCCACUGGUGCCUCCUGUCACCACCUUCUCCGCUACUCUUUCCACAGUCAUUGCCACCGUGGCUUUCUCGCCAGUAGGCUUCAAAACAGCUUCCCUACCAGGGCCCCCACCCUAUGGCAAGAGAGCCUCGUCCCCCGGGGCCUACAAGACAGCCACCCCACCGGGAUACAAGCCCGGGUCACCACCUUCCUUCAGAACGGGGACCCCACCGGGCUUUCGAGGCACCUCCCCGCCAGCAGGCCCAGGGACCUUCAAGCCAGGCUCACCAACUGUGGCGUCUGGGCCCUUGCCACCUGCAGGGCCCUCAAGCCUAUCAUCUCUGCCGCCACCACCUGCGGCCCCUGCCUCAGGGCCACCCCUGAGUGCCACACAGAUCAAACAAGAGCCAACUGAGGAGUACGAGACCCCAGAGAGCCCCGUGCCCCCAGCCCGCAGCCCCUCGCCCCCUCCCAAGGUGGUAGAUGUGCCGAGCCACGCCAGUCAGUCUGCCAGGUUUAACAAACACCUAGACCGCGGCUUCAACUCGUGCGCGCGCAGCGACUUGUAUUUCGUGCCGCUGGAGGGCUCCAAGCUGGCCAAGAAGCGGGCCGACCUGGUGGAGAAGGUGCGGUGCGAGGCUGAACAGUGAACGCGGGAAGAAAAGGAGCACAAGCGGGAGCGGGAACGCGAAAAGGAGCGUGAGCGCGAGAAAGAGCGCGAGCUCGAACGCAGCGUGAAAUUGGCGCAGGAGGGCCGUGCUCCAGUGGAGUGCCCUUCUCUGGGCCCAGUGCCCCAUCGCCCUCCAUUUGAGCCUGGUAGUGCUGUAGCUACAGUGCCCCCCUACCUGGGUCCUGACACUCCAGCCCUGCGCACUCUCAGUGAAUAUGCCCGACCGUAUAUCAUGUCUCCUGGCAAUCGCAACCAUCCAUUCUACGUGCCGUUGGGGGCAGUGGACCCGGGGCUUCUGGGUUACAAUGUCCCAGCCCUAUACAGCAGUGACCCAGCUGCCCGGGAGAGGGAGCGGGAAGCCCGUGAACGAGAUCUCCGUGAUCGUCUCAAGCCUGGCUUCGAGGUGAAGCCAAGUGAGCUGGAACCCCUACAUGGGGUCCCUGGGCCAGGCCUGGAUCCCUUCCCCCGACAUGGGGGCCUGGCUCUGCAGCCUGGCCCUCCUGGCYUGCACCCUUUCCCUUUUCAUCCAAGCCUGGGGCCUCUGGAACGAGAACGUCUAGCGCUGGCAGCUGGGCCAGCCCUGCGGCCGGACAUGUCCUAUGCUGAACGGCUGGCAGCUGAGAGGCAACAUGCUGAAAGGGUGGCAGCCCUGGGCAAUGACCCACUGGCUCGGCUGCAGAUGCUCAAUGUGACCCCUCAUCACCACCAGCACUCUCACAUCCACUCUCACCUGCACCUGCACCAGCAGGAUGCCAUUCAUGCAGCCUCUGCCUCGGUGCACCCUCUCAUUGACCCCCUGGCCUCAGGGUCUCACCUUACCCGGAUUUCUUACCCAGCUGGGACCCUCCCUAACCCCCUUCUUCCUCACCCUCUGCACGAGAACGAAGUUCUUCGUCACCAGCUUUUUGCUGCCCCUUACCGGGACCUGCCAGCCUCCCUCUCUGCCCCGAUGUCUGCAGCUCAUCAGCUGCAGGCCAUGCACGCGCAGUCUGCUGAGCUGCAGCGCUUGGCGCUGGAACAGCAGCAGUGGCUGCAUGCCCAUCACCCGCUGCAGAGCAUGCCACUACCUGCCCAGGAGGACUACUACAGUCACCUGAAGAAAGAAAGUGACAAGCCACUGUAGAACCUUCGAUCAAGAGAACACCAUGGCUCCUACAUCUGAACCUUGAAGGACCCCCUCCUAGCUGCCACCCAGAGCCAAGGAGAGGGUGCUAUUCAAUUGCAGGGCCUCCACAGCUGGGCAGAGGGAGGGAGGAAAUAAGGAACAGACAGAAGGCCAAGGCCCAGGUGGUGUGCAGAGGGCAGAGGUGGGGAGGUGGUAAAGGUGGGGAUGGAAAGUGCACAGUACCUUGGACCAGGUCCCUCUUCUUUUGUGCCCUACUUUCCUCCUCCCCUAUGCCCAGCCCUCGGUGGUCACUGCCCUUCCCCCACCCCGUUGGUGUGAUUAUUUCAUCUGUUAGAUGUGGCUGUUUUGCGUAGCAUCGUGUGCCGCCCCUGCCCUGCCCCUUCCCAAUCCCUGUGUGCGCGCCCCCUCUGCGAUGUAUGCCCCUUACCCUCCCCCACAUUAAUAAUUUAUAUAUAUAAAUAUCUAUAUGAU